Molecule: messenger RNA, 1465 nt
Organism: Hordeum vulgare subsp. vulgare (domesticated barley)
Lineage: Eukaryota; Viridiplantae; Streptophyta; Magnoliopsida; Poales; Poaceae
Product: probable nucleoside diphosphate kinase 5
Exons: 5
Coding region: 180-722 (180 amino acids)
Biological process (GO): UTP biosynthetic process; CTP biosynthetic process; GTP biosynthetic process
Molecular function (GO): nucleoside diphosphate kinase activity
Source: RefSeq, a predicted model, not a curated record
ACCAAAAAAUCGGGGUGGUUCGCACCUUACGAGAAGCAGCAGGUGCUCCGCCUCUGCCGCCGCCGCUCGCCCGCCGCCCCUAGUCCUGUUCAACACCCUUCCAUCCCCCCGUGACCCAAACCGAACGCGCUCUAACACUGCCGCCGGCCUCUCCUAAGUUUUGUCCCAUCUCACCGGAGAUGGCCGGGGCAGUUCCGUCUGUAGCGCCUGUUCUCGUAAUCUGCUUGCUGUCUCUUGUUCUCUUCUUCCACAGGUGCCGGAGCUGUGAGGCUGUGGGGAGAGAGAGGACGUUGGCGAUGAUCAAGCCGGAUGGUUUGUCUGGUAAUUACACGGAAAAAAUCAAGGAGGCCAUCUUGGAGUCUGGAUUUGACAUCAUACAAGAGGCAGUUGUCCAGCUGGAUGCAGAGAGGGCAUCACUCUUCUAUGCUGAACAUGCCAAUAGAAGCUUCUUCAACAGCCUGGUGAAGUACAUGACGAGUGGUACAGUUCGUGCUAUGGUUCUGGAAAGCCCCGAUGCCAUUUCACGCUGGCGAAAUUUGAUAGGGCCAACUGAUGCAAGAAAGGCUAAAACUUCACACCCUGACAGCAUUAGAGCGAUGUGCGGCUUGGACUCUGAGAAAAAUUGUGUGCAUGGUUCAGAUUCACUGCAAUCUGCAGCCCGAGAGAUUUUGUUUUUCUUCGGAGAUGAUAAAUCUGAAGCCCUGGAACAUGAUGAGCUGUAGACAAUUGGCAUGCAUCCUCGAAAGGCAGAUAAUUUUGAACUUUGACCGCUCCUUCCAGCUAUUAGUUGAUGAAAGCUUCUGUACAUCACAUGAUGCUGGCCCAACAUCACACUUGUCCGGCGAAAUUUUGUCAAGCACUCCCAUCUAACUGAUUGUGUGUCCCAGUUAAAUAUAUAAUUGGCUGUACUGGAUAGAAAUCCUAUGGGUUUUAGAAUUCGCGCUGACUGGCUUGAUCAUGCCAAUUUUAUUUUCAAAAACUGUCACUUGUUAGUUCAUGGAAUGCAAGUCCAGAUGCAGUAAUCCAUGAGGAAGGGAGAACAAAGCUGCCAUUUGCCGAAAACAACAUGCUUGGGUAACAGCAUAUUGCUCUGUUGUAGAUUCAAGAGUAGUAUUUUACCAGCGGUUCAGUAGUCUGCUACAAAGGGUGUGGCUAUGGCCGAGAGCCCCAUCCGGCGUGUGCAGGUGUAGGUUUGAUUUAGGAAACAUGUAGGAAAUACAAGAUGCAAAAUUUGCAGCUAGAGACGAUGAGUUAGAAGUACCCUGAUAGCACUUUUUGGUUUAUCGAUGAUCUUUGUAGUUCUUGUUUGCUUCAAACUCCUGCAGCCAAUACUUACUUGAAGGUGUGUAGUCCAAUUGUGCUGUGUUCCCUUCUACUUGAAGGUGUGUAGUCCAAUUAUGCUGUGUUCCCCUCUAUGAAAACAUCAUUCAUGAUUUGUAAUUUUAUAUCAUACAAAUUCAAGUAA